Messenger RNA from Limulus polyphemus (Atlantic horseshoe crab), 2729 nucleotides. RefSeq names its product DNA polymerase lambda-like. The record is from RefSeq and is a predicted model, not a curated record. NCBI's taxonomy places the organism in Eukaryota, Metazoa, Arthropoda, Merostomata, Xiphosura, Limulidae. Gene Ontology annotation, cellular component: nucleus. Gene Ontology annotation, biological process: double-strand break repair via nonhomologous end joining. Bases 92 to 2053 code for a protein of 653 amino acids. The transcript has 9 exons. Gene Ontology annotation, molecular function: DNA binding; DNA-directed DNA polymerase activity.
UACGAGAUUUUGGGGAACUCUCAAUCUUCAGAUGUACAUUUAAAGCGCCCUAUCUUCUAAGUUCUAUUGAAUUUCAUCUCGAGUUGGUAACAUGGAGAAAAGCAGUACCGCUACAACUUGUACAAAGAAGGAUGAAAGCUGUAAUAAAACUAGAACUCGUAAUACGGAAACCACAUCAAGCAAUGAAGAAACAAUGUUCUUUCGUGAUGUUAAGGCGUUUAUUAUUCCUUCUGGCAUAGGACAUAAAAGGCUUGAAUUAUUCCAAAAGCAGUUAACUAAGUAUGGUGGAAAUGUAGAACAAACGCUUACUGAAAUGACCACUCAUAUUAUUGUUGAUGAGUCCAUCGAAUGGUUAAAGAUUUGUAAAAUUUUAAAAGGGAAUGAAAUAUUUUCAACUCUCACAAAAGUAGGCCAAACGGUAAAUGUAGUUACAACACUUUGGUUAAGUAACAGUCUGAAAGAAAAGAAAUAUUUGGAUUGUAAAGAUUUCGAGAUACGAAAAACUAAUCCAGCUAUGAGUAUGACUAAUGAAAUUUCUUCUAGUUCCAAACAGAACAACAGUUAUAAGUCAAAUACAAAACCCAGUGCUAGAAGUACAACUAAAUAUGAAUCUUUAAGAUGGUCAAAAGCUUUAGAUACGUCUCAGAGAAUUUCAAACUGCAAUAGUCCUAAUAAAAAAUCCCUAAAUAUGGACCAAGCUGUCAAUCAAUUGAAUCAUAUAAAAACUAAAAAUUUGAAAAGAACAUCAGAAACUUUGAUUUUGCAUUCACAAGCUUCAUCAAGCAAUGUUAAUGUUUUGGAGGAUAUUGACAUCUUAGCUAACAGUAAUAGUAGUAACACUAAUAAACAAUUUAAAUAUAUGGAUACAAAAGUGGUUGAUACAGAGAGUUUAUUCAGGAGUGAUAUUGAAGAUGGUGAUUACAACUUAACAGGUGAAGGAAAAGAAAUGGGUUCUGAUGUCAUUUCUCCAAAUAUUGCAAAUACCAAUAAAAAUAAAAGAGAAACUUCACCUGCUAACUUAUCUAUGUCGGACAAGUGGGUAUGUGCCAGAUCUUCACGGCAGCAGACUACAAAUCUCAACUAUGAUAUAACUGUGAAACUUGAGGUGUUAGCUGAAACAUAUAAGAAUACAAAAGAUCAGUGGAGAGCAUUAGGAUACCAGAAAGCCAUCAGUGCUUUGAAAAACCAUCAUAAGAAAAUUACUACCUGGGAGGAAGCUAGGUCUUUGCCUGGCAUUGGAACUCAACUCGCAGACAAAAUAUGGGAAAUAAUUCAGAGUGGACAUUUAAGAAAAAUCGAUGAGGUUUGCUGUAGUGAACGCAACAGUGCCAUUGGUCUUUUCACAAAGGUUUGGGGAGCAGGACCUUCCACUGCUGAACUUUGGGUACAGCAGGGAUUUCGCACUUUAAAAGAUUUGAAAACAAAAGCGAAGCUGUCUCGCCAGCAGCAGAUAGGACUAAAAUAUUUUGAUGAGAUACAAGACAGAAUGUCCCGUGAAGAAGCUGGUGAAAUUUUCAAUACUGUUCAAGAAUCAGCCUGGUUAGUACAACCAGAAUUGGAGUGUAUAGCAUGUGGCUCGUAUAGAAGGGGAAAAAGUAACUGUGGUGACCUUGAUGUUCUUAUUACACAUCCAGAUGGAAAGUCCCAUGUUGGAGUUUUACCCAAAAUUGUUGCACUACUUCACUCAACAGGAUUUCUAACUGAUGACCUUGUUAGUUGUGUAGAAACAGGAAAUCAAAAGAAAUAUAUGGGAAUAUGUAAGCUAUCUGGAGUGAACAAAAAGCAUCGACGACUAGACAUCAUUGUUGCUCCAAAAAGUGAAUUUGCCUGUGCCUUGUUGUAUUUUACUGGAUCUGCACACUUUAAUCGUUCAAUGCGCUUGCUAGCUCGAAGAAAAGGAAUGGCUUUGUCUGAAAGCUCACUAAGAGAAGGAGUAAUUAGAAAGGGUCAAGAACACAUAAUGGAAGGAUACCCAUUACCAACCCUCACUGAAGAAUCCAUCUUUGAUUAUUUAGGGCUAGAAUAUAGAGCUCCAGAAGAGAGAGACCAUUAAAUAAUUUGAGUGUAUACAUGUUGAUUUUAUUUUGCUUUAAAAGAUUAUAUUAAUUAUCCCCCCUCUUUCUUUUUUUUUAUGUGACCCUUCUUUUUGGUUGGUGUAAAUUGUUAUGAACUUCAGAGCCUAUCAACUAUUGAAAUUCUAAUAAUUAAUAAACUUUAAUAAAAAUUUUAUGAUCAAUUAGAAGUUUUUGAAAAUACAGGCAUAUUUGGUAAACUUGAUAAACCCUAGUUUUGAUAGUGCUUUUAUUUUAGGAUUAUAAAAUAUACAAUUAAUAGGGAAGUGUAUACUUAUAUUAAAAGAAUGAAUUCUGUUAGAACCUGUUGCAUAUGGUUGUUUAACAAUUUGGCAAUAAUUAAAUUAUAUAUAUAUAGUUAUGCAUCUUCACUGUAUGAAAUAAACUUAAUUUACACCUGAAUGAUGUAAAUGUGCUAUGGAUUUAUUUUGCCAUGUUAAAAAAGCAACAUAAAAACCUGUAUUUUAAGUGCCCAGAUUUACCACAUUAUUCCUAUAUUUCUUCCAUCUUUGUUUAAUUUUUUUUUAGUUGGAUGAGAAUACAUUAUGAAAAAAAAAGAUGCAAAACUUGUAAACAGAUGAAUAACAAUUGUUUGAACAAACUGAUAUUUCUAAUUAUUCUGCAGUGUGAGAAAAUAAAUCAAAUAGUGUAAUCAUA